AUGGAUCCGAAGUUCAAUUGCAUGUACGUGGUUAUUCUCAUGGCGGUUUAUUGGACUACGGAAGUGAUUCCGAUCAACGUAACGGCGCUUAUACCAAUUCCACUUUUUCCAUUAUUAGGAGUUUUGGAUACCAGGAGUGCAUGUAUGGAAUAUUUGACAGACACAAAUAUAAUGUGUAUAGGAAGCUUGGUGUUUACUAUAGCAAUAGAAUAUUGCAAUUUGCACAAUAGACUUGCUCUUCUGAUCCUUAAAAGCAUUGGUUGCAGUCAUUAUAAGUUGCAUGCAGGUUUUGCAGCGCUCACUUCGUUUGUAUCGUUGUGGUUAACAAAUAUGGCUGCAACGGCCAUGAUGUGCCCAAUAGUGAUGGCAAUUUUGACAGAAUUGGAAAAUCAAGGCUUAUCAACUGUAUACGAAAACAGAAUUUCCGUUGGUCCCAAUGCAAAUAUCAAUGACCAGAAAUUAAUUGAUGAUCCUGUGCCCACGAAAUUGACUGUAGCAUAUUAUUUGACGUUGGCCUAUGCAUCUACUAUUGGAGGUACAGGAACCUUGAUUGGCACCGGGACAAAUAUGACCCUCAAGGGUAUUUUCGAAAACAUAUAUAGCGGUGUGGAACUAAGUUUUCCUCUAUGGUUGAUUGUGUGGCUACCACCGAUGGUAAUAACAAUAAUAUUCGUAGAAUUGGGAAUGCAAAUACAAUAUUUGGGAUUGUUCAGGCCUAAAAGCAAAGACGCAAAGGUUGCAACCAUUUCACCCGAGGCACAGCAGUCCAUACAAGAGGUUAUAAACGCAAAAUACAAGGAACUUGGCCCAAUGACUUGCCACGAAAUUACAAUUCUAAUUCUGUUUAUUUUAAUGGUUCUACUUUUCUUCUUCAGAAGUCCUGGAUUUAUGCCAGGAUUCAGUGUGCUGUUUGUUAAUAAGAAUAUACCAGCAGAUCAGCAGAAGAAAUAUCUGAAAGAUGCUGCAGCUGUCGUAUUGUUAAUUAUCUUGAUGUUUAUUCUGCCAAAAAAAUGUGAUUGCUUUAAUUUUUGUCGAAGAAAGCCUGACUACAUACCGGAUAAAACUGGCCAGGCUGCUAUUACCUGGAAAUAUAUAAAUAAUAAAUUACCAUGGGGAUUUGUUUUCUUGCUUGGAAGCGGGUUUGUGUUAGCAAAAGCAGGAAAGGAUUCUGGCAUGAAUGAUUACAUUGGUGGAAAACUAAAUUACUUUUCUGGUUUGAAUCCAAUCCUUUUGAUAUUAGUCGUCAUGAUUUUUGUCAAAUUUCUAACCGAGUUCAUAACGAAUAUCGCUGUGGCUAGCCUCACAUUGCCUAUUCUAGCAGCUAUGAGUAGUAAAACGCUAAAGAUUCAUCCUAUGAAUUUGAUGAUGCCGGCAACUAUAGCAAGUUCACACGCUUUUGCGUUGCCAGUAGGCACACCAGCUAAUGCGAUUAUCAGGGAAUAUGCUUUUGUACCUACACCAAGAAUGAUGAUCGGUAGCUUGUGGCCUAGUUUUGUGAAUUUGUUUGUAAAUUGGUUACUUUUCAUCUCAUACGGAAAAUUAGUAUACCCUGAAUUGAAUACAUUCCCAAGCUGGGCGAAACAAGUUCUUCUGAAACUUGCAGAUGGUACUUUACAGAUGCUGUGGCUUUAUGUUUGGGAACAAUGCUUAUGGCAAUAG
This is a messenger RNA of Ctenocephalides felis (cat flea), 1659 nucleotides long. RefSeq names its product protein I'm not dead yet-like. Gene Ontology annotation, biological process: citrate transport; monoatomic anion transmembrane transport. Gene Ontology annotation, molecular function: citrate transmembrane transporter activity; succinate transmembrane transporter activity. The record is from RefSeq and is a predicted model, not a curated record. Bases 1 to 1659 code for a protein of 552 amino acids. Gene Ontology annotation, cellular component: membrane. The transcript has 14 exons. Lineage: Eukaryota; Metazoa; Arthropoda; Insecta; Siphonaptera; Pulicidae.